UUCCUCCCUGUUGUCCCUCGCCUUGUCCGGAAUCGGGCGCAUACCAUGUCGGUCGCACUCAGCAACAGGUUCCAAGGAGGGAAGGCGUUUGGUUUGCUCAAAGCCCGGCAGGAGAAGAGGCUUGAGGAGAUCAAUCGGGAGUUCCUCUGUGACCAGAAGUACAGUGAUGAAGAGAACUUGCCGGAAAAGCUUGCGGCCUUCAAAGAAAAAUACAUGGAGUUUGACCUGAACAACGAAGGCGAGAUUGAUUUGAUGUCUUUAAAGAGGAUGAUGGAGAAGCUGGGGGUCCCUAAGACCCACCUGGAGAUGAAGAAGAUGAUCUCAGAAGUGACAGGGGGUGUCAGCGACACCAUCUCCUACCGAGACUUUGUGAAUAUGAUGCUGGGCAAACGGUCAGCGGUCCUGAAGCUGGUCAUGAUGUUUGAAGGAAAAGCCAACGAGACCAGCCCAAAGCCAGCUGGCCCACCUCCAGAGAGAGACAUUGCCAGCCUGCCUUGAGGACCCACCUGGACCUUCAAGGCUGCCAUCCCUGCCCCUGCCUCUCCCUUCUGCUCUCUGCCAUCUCGACUCCUUGUGAUAUGUCUCAUGUGUUCUAUCCCAGAGGACUCGUUUUCUUUGUCUUUUUCAUUUCUUUAUGUGGGCACAUGUUACCUGACUUAAUGAGGCUGGGAAUCCUGAGCCUCAGGCCCCUCUGCUACCUGCUGCCCUGCCCUCUCUAUACAAAAGGGCUGACAUCAAACCAAAAACUGGAGAGGGCAGGGAGGCUGCAAACCUCCUUCCCAUGUUUGAAGAGGGCCCUGUCCGUCCUUUCAUCUUUCUAGAUUUCUAAACUAAGUUCAGGCUGCAGGUUUGGCCCUGGUGGGCCCCUCCCUUCUCCAACUCUCAGAAGAUCCAGAGCAGGCACAGAGCUCCAGGGCUCCCUAGUGUCCUAGGGACAUACUUCCUGUGCUGCUGGAUCUUGUAGCAGUGGCCACUCAGUGCCUAGAGACACAACUGAUUCCCCUUGGUUCUUGUCCCUGUCCAUGCUCGGUGACAUGACACAAGGGGGGAGGGAAGAACAAACAUUGGGGUCCUUCAGAGAAACCAGAAGGAACCACACCAUGACAGACAGCUCAGAGGGACAGUGGAACUACACUGUCCCUUGCUAGGGCAGUAGAGGGGUUUGGAGGCAGAGGUGAAGACAGUGGUGUGGGGAAGUCCUACUUUCAGGGAGAAUGCUGAGGGCGCCAGGGUAGAAGAGGAGACAAGUGUUGACCCUCAAACAGAGAAACAGGGUGUCUGAUUGCACAGUGCCCCCAAUCCAGCUGUUUGACUCACUGGCUUCUCCCUUCACACACACACACCCCCAGCAGUUAUUUAUCGAGUAUGUAUGACAAGCUUUAAGUCCUCCUAUGUUGUCUCCAUGUGUGAUGUGUCCAGCCCCUAGCUCCCUUUUCAAGUCCCUCAAGACCUGGAGCUUGGGGAUUAGACCGAGGUCACAUGGCAGAUUUUAGCUGGGCCAGUCCUCCCAUUUCACUGCUGGCCUCCAGGGUUUAAGUGCCUUGCUGAAGGUCAGCGGGGACUAUCAGAGAGUGUGCACUGGAGCCCUGCUCUUGGCUACAUUGGUCAAAGGAAAGGGUAGGUAGCAACCUCUCCCAGCCUGAUACUUGAGGAAGAUGUGAUCUCCACUGAACGCCUUGGGUCUGGACUCACCCUCCUGAGGGCCUCCAAGUUGGCAGUGAGAUUUGAGUAAGGGCCAAGCUUACCUUUGCAGAUUGUCUUCCUUACAGCUCCUUGACUGGUCCUCAGAGACCAUUUCCAAGAAUUAAUGCAGCAAAGUAUCAAACGUGACCCAUCUCACUGAGUGGGGAACCUCAGCCUUGACCUUACCUGUGUUCUGGAACUGUUUACUCGUGGCACCCAAGACAAGACACAGUCACUCAUCAAACAUGUUUAUCAAGCACCUGCUCUAUGUUACGAGUCCAGAACCCAGCAAUGGAAUGGACUGACACAUGAAAUUUAUGUCUACUGGGGAGUCACACCCAGCCAAUGACAGGGUGAUGUCAGGAAGUGGGGGGAGGGGCAACAGGUGAGUACCCUGUAGUCCCAGGAAUUCCAACUGGGCUCGUGAGUUGGCAAGUGUUAGAAAAGCCCCUGUAAAAUCCUAAGUGCAAAAAGACAGGGAAGCAUUGAACUAGUGUGGUUUUCCUGUGGCUCCUCAGUGUUCUGCAGUCCAGGUUGCUGUUCCCACAGCAGCUAGAGAAGGUGAAGCAAGCAGGGCAUGGAACGGCUAGCUCCAGUUCAUUCUCUGGUCUCAACCAGUUCAGCUCAUGAGAGAGAUCAUUUAGCUAUGACUGGCUGAUUUUCAGCCCUAGGAGCUGCUUCAAGUGCACAGUCUAGUUGAAGUUUAAACCCCAGCAUUCCUCCCUCUAAAUAUAAAAUCCUGUCUACCCUCACCCCAUUCUUUGACUUUUUUCUUUUUUAAGAUUAGCAUCUCUGCCUCCAUUCCUUCUGCCUUCCUUCUGUAACUGGGGUGGGACCUUGGACUGCAUAGGGUUCCUAUUCUCUGUGACAGAGGAAGGCAGAAUCAGCCAGGCUCAGUGGGUCCACAACUCAUGAGAUCACACACCACCUCCGUAAAGGAAUGUGCCUCUGACCUCUGCAAAGUACAGAAAGAGGCUCUCUAAUUGGGAGACCAUCUUCAGUGGUCUGUAUAUCAACCCAUGGGAAGACAGUCUUAAGAAUAACCCUUUAAUGGAAGACUUAGUAUAUAUUUCAAAUUGUGUCUGUGGUUCCAGGGUUCUUAACCUCACUAGUUAAGGGCUUAGCUUUCUUGGAACAUCAGCUGUCUUAUUUCUGAAAAAGACCAAAUGUAACUGGUGUAACCAGCAGUGUGGGGACUGUCAAGCAUGGCUUUGUCCCAGUGACUCAAAAGAUGUUUGUCAGGUAGAUUCGGGUGAAUGCCAUUAUUGUGUGCAUGUGUAUGUAUGGGUGGGUCUGCAGACUGGAAUAAAUUAGAGCAAUUUA
Messenger RNA from Grammomys surdaster, 3006 nucleotides. It is a transcript of the gene Aif1l, whose product is annotated as allograft inflammatory factor 1 like. Gene Ontology annotation, molecular function: actin filament binding; calcium ion binding. Bases 46 to 498 code for a protein of 150 amino acids. The record is from RefSeq and is a predicted model, not a curated record. NCBI's taxonomy places the organism in Eukaryota, Metazoa, Chordata, Mammalia, Rodentia, Muridae. Gene Ontology annotation, cellular component: actin filament; ruffle membrane. The transcript has 6 exons. Gene Ontology annotation, biological process: actin filament bundle assembly; ruffle assembly.